This is a messenger RNA of Toxorhynchites rutilus septentrionalis, 1494 nucleotides long. Its product is annotated as mucin-2-like. The coding region runs from base 1 to 1494 and encodes 497 amino acids. The transcript has 2 exons. Lineage: Eukaryota; Metazoa; Arthropoda; Insecta; Diptera; Culicidae. The record is from RefSeq and is a predicted model, not a curated record.
AUGUCCAAUCAUUUUUGGUGGCUUCUGAUAUUGGUACUUGUGGUCAGUUUUCGAGACGCCAUCGCAGAAGGCGCUUCUUGUUCACGAAUCGACUUCAACUCUGCCGAGUUAACUUUUCUAGCAAAAUGCUUGUAUUAUCAAGAGUUCGUAGUGAAGCCGUAUGCAAACUCAACUGUGUUCAGUUCGUUCCGGGAGAACGCUACGUAUUACCUUUCUCACCGAUGGCAAGGACUCACAUGUGGUGAGACAGUGCAGACUUACAAGAUCAAUAGUCAAACUGAAUUGAGAAUGGUGUACAAUUUGGUGUUUGCCUAUGGCGCUAGUUUGCAAAUUCGGGUAUUGGAUUUGGAUAGAUUAGACAGCGAGAACAAACCGACACUUGUUGAACGAUGGCAAACGGUACAGUCAACAGCAGGUUGGGGAUUGUUCAAAGAAAGGAUUAACAAAACUGUAGAUCGAGCCAAGAUACAAAUUGAAGCUAACAUGAAUUCUGGUAGCGAUGUUGCGAUAGAGUAUCUCACCAUUUUCAAUUACGAAGUUGAAACCGAUGAAUGUAAUUCGAUAGAUGAAUUUGCAACCACUACUCCUGGAACGACAACUUCGACUGUAUCAUCGUCACUAGGAACGACAACAAUUGAAGCAACGACAUCUCCACCGCCGAUAGUAACAACCUCACAAACAACGACAACAGCUAAUCCUAGUUCGACAACUUCAACAAUGUCAUCAUCACUAAGAACAACAACAAUUGAUACGACGACAAUCCUAUCGCCGAUAGCAACAACAACACAAGCGACAACAAUGUCAACGAUAACAACGACGACACCAUCUACUUCAAUAACCACAACUUCAACCAUAUCGUCAUCCCGAACAACGACGACAGCUCCUACUCCUAGUACAACUUCAACAUCUUCACUAGGAACGACAACUAUUGAAGCGACAAAAACUCCGUCCCCGAUAGUAACAACAACACAAGGGAAAACAACGACGACAACGGCGACGUCAGUCGAAACAACCACUGUUUCAAGAACAACGAGCACACCAGCGACCAUCAUUACGGAAGCAUCAACAACUGUUGUUCCUACUGCUCCCACUACAAUAACACCUACUCAGACGGUGAUCACCAGUACGUUAGGUACAACACCUACAACCGAAUCUACCGCCACAGAUCAUAAACCUUUGACCAGCAGUACCACCAACGUGCCAAGAGAGGAGAGUACUCAAACAACGGAGCCGGAGCUAAUGACCAGAACUGUAGUGCUAACGACCACCAUGGAUGACGCUAGUGAGCAUAGUGAUGAGCCAAUAGCUGCAAUAAGUACGGCUGAUUGGCUCUGGAUAACAUUGGCGGCAACGUUCGCUGUUUUGCUCAGCCUUGCAAUCACCAGCGUGGCUUACAUCUGUGCAGAAAAUAAGAAACUUCAUAAAGUUAAAUAUAAAAUGGGUGAAGUGAAUUUUAGUAAAAAAUGUGUCUCAGUGAUUGCUAAUAAAAAUUAA